AUGGCGCGCGGUAUCAUCAAGCACCUGAAGCGCAUGUAUGCGCCCAAGCAGUGGAUGCUGGACAAGCUCCGCGGACGAUGGGCGCCCAAGCCCAAUGCCGGUCCCCACAAGCUGCGGGAGUGUCUUCCUCUCAUCGUGAUGCUGCGACAGCGGUUGAAGUAUGCGCUGACCUACCGUGAGGUGAAGAUGAUCGUCAUGCAGCGAUUCAUCAAGGUGGAUGGGAAGGUCCGAAGCGACAUGUUCUACCCUGCGGGCUUCAUGGAUGUGGUCCAGAUCGAGAAGACCAAGGAGAACUUUCGCCUGCUUUACAACAUCAAGGGCCGCUUUAUCCUGCACAAGGUGGCCAAGGAAGAGGCGAAUUACAAGCUCUGCCGGGUCAAGAAGAUGAUGCGAGGCGGUGACCCACGACGGACGUACCAUCCGCUACCAGGACCCUGA
Messenger RNA from Durusdinium trenchii, 438 nucleotides. The record is from the annotation of a GenBank genome assembly. NCBI's taxonomy places the organism in Eukaryota, Dinophyceae, Suessiales, Symbiodiniaceae.